Messenger RNA from Spirometra erinaceieuropaei, 411 nucleotides. Lineage: Eukaryota; Metazoa; Platyhelminthes; Cestoda; Diphyllobothriidea; Diphyllobothriidae. The record is from the annotation of a GenBank genome assembly.
AUGGGCCUUUUCGGCCACAUGCGCAUCCACGAGAGCAGCCUUGACCGCACUCCCGACACACCCACCACAUCCACCGUGCACACCCCCACCCUCGUUCCAUCCGUCCGCACCACCACCACCGCCUCCUCUGUAGCUGACACUGACACCGCCGACUUCUCAUGCCCACGCUGUCCACGCACAUUCACCUCACGCAUCGGCCUGGUCGGUCACUUGCGAAUCCAUCGCACAGAGACUGGCGAACCUGUGCCUGGAGCACCCACCUAUACCCACAAAGCUCGUCUCAACUGCCUACAAUGCCCUCGCACUUUCAAGCAUCGCAUGGGCCUAUUCGGCCACGUGCGCAUCCACGACACCUGCGGUAGACAAUCUCAUGAAAUACUGGCCAGAAUUCUGAAAUGCAUUUCCGACUAG